This is a messenger RNA of Perognathus longimembris pacificus (Pacific pocket mouse), 2763 nucleotides long. It is a transcript of the gene Galnt5, whose product is annotated as polypeptide N-acetylgalactosaminyltransferase 5. Lineage: Eukaryota; Metazoa; Chordata; Mammalia; Rodentia; Heteromyidae. Gene Ontology annotation, cellular component: Golgi apparatus. The coding region runs from base 1 to 2763 and encodes 920 amino acids. The record is from RefSeq and is a predicted model, not a curated record. The transcript is spliced from 10 exons.
AUGAACAAAAUCAGAAAGUUUUUCCGAGGAAGUGGGCGAGUCUUGGCAUUUGUAUUUGUGGCUUCUAUCAUCUGGCUGCUCUUUGACAUGGCAGCUCUCCGCCUCUCAUUCGGUGAGAUCAACACCCGGGUCCUCAAGGAAAACAUCUUGAGGAGGGAGCAUAUAGGAUUCAAAGUUCAGCCAGACCAAAUGAAGAUUCUUUACAGCAUCCGAGAGAGGAGGCCUCUCCCAAGAGGCUCUGGAAAGUGGGGGUGGGGCAAAGAGAACUUUAGAAAGAUUGAUGAAGGUGCACUCAAUGUUGAGGACGAUUUGGACCAUGCUGAGAGGAAAAGAAGGAUACAGAAGUCCCUGAGAAAAGGCAAAGUUGUGCCUUUGUGGCAUCCUGCACACUCACAGAUGCUCCCUCUGACUCUUACCAUUCAGAAGGCAGAGGGAAGAGACAGCAAACCUGAAGCCCCUACUUUCCAGGUGACAUUGAAGCCAAGCCCAUUGGUUGAGAUUUCCGUACACACAGGACCUGGUGGUCUAAAACAGGGACUGAAGAAUCACAGUCUCAGCCAUGACACAACAAAACAAGUAGCUGAAAGGGACCUGAAUGUGACCAUCAAUCUUAUGACUGACAGAUCAAAGCAGCAAUCACAAAUAGAGGUCACUAAGAGGACGCACCCAGCCAGCCCACCAGGACUGGAAUUUGGGAAGGCUGUAGACUUAAAUACAAUUGAGACGCAGAGCAGAAAACUAAGGGAAAAUAAAUUCAAGGCCCAAAAGGGCCUUCCUUUUAUCAAGUUGAUUGCAGACAGAGAUGGCUUAAAGAAGCAGCCUAUGAAUGAAAUACACUUGGGAGGUUUGCCAAAGGAUGAUGGAGCCAUAGUAGCUCCUGCGAGGAAAGAAAAUGUUUCUGAAAGCCAGGUUGUGAUUAUAACUAAGGAGGAGGAGCUAAAGACAUACACCAAACCAGUUUCCACUUCUCAAACCAAAACUAUAUUUCCUAAAGUCCUGGGUAGAAGCCAAGCAAAACCGUCUUCCAGGAGCAAAAGUGACAUAGCUUUCCUUUCAUCUGCUUUACGGAGAUCAACAGUGUCUCAAAGUAAACAAGUCUUACCUGGAGGACCAGCCAGACUCAAUGUAACCAUUAAAACCAAGGUUGCAGAACACAACCAAAGUCAUACAAAAAUCCUUCUACCUGACAACCAAGUAAAGCAUCCUGUGUUAAGAAUAGAUGUGACACUUUCUCCAAGGGACCCCAAAGCACCAGGUCAGUUUGGACGUCCUGUUCUUGUUCCCCCUGGAAAGGAGAAGGAGGCAGAACAAAGGUGGAAAGAAGGAAACUUCAAUGUCUACCUCAGCGAUUUGAUUCCAGUGGACAGAGCCAUUGAAGACACGAGACCUGUUGGUUGUGCAGAUCAGCAAGUUCACAACAACCUCCCAUCCACCAGUGUCAUCAUGUGUUUUGUGGAUGAGGUAUGGUCCACUCUCCUGAGGUCUGUUCACAGUGUCCUCAACCGGUCUCCUCCUCAUCUCAUCAAGGAGAUUUUACUGGUGGAUGACUUCAGUACCAAAGACUACCUAAAAGCUAAUUUGGAUAAAUACAUGUCUCAAUACCCCAAAGUUCGGAUUCUUCGACUCAAAGAAAGACAUGGCUUAAUAAGAGCCAGGCUGGCAGGGGCACACAAUGCAACAGGUGAUGUGUUGACUUUCCUAGAUUCCCAUGUGGAAUGUAAUGUAGGUUGGUUGGAACCUCUUCUGGAAAGAGUUUAUCUAAGCAGAAAAAAAGUCGCCUGUCCAGUCAUCGAGGUCAUCAAUGACAAGGACUUGAGUUACAUGACAGUGGACAAUUUUCAAAGAGGCAUCUUCACAUGGCCCAUGAACUUUGGUUGGAGAACAAUUCCCCCGGAUGUUGUUGCAAAAAACAGGAUUAAGGAAACUGACAUAAUAAGGUGCCCUGUCAUGGCAGGUGGAUUGUUUUCUAUAGACAAAAAUUACUUUUUUGAGCUUGGAACCUAUGACCCUGGCCUUGAUGUUUGGGGUGGAGAAAAUAUGGAGCUCUCAUUCAAGGUGUGGAUGUGUGGUGGCGAGAUUGAGAUCGUUCCCUGCUCCCGUGUAGGCCACAUAUUCCGAAAUGACAACCCAUAUUCCUUCCCCAAAGACCGCAUGAAGACAGUGGAACGGAACCUGGUGCGGGUGGCUGAGGUCUGGAUGGAUGAGUACAAGGACCUGUUUUAUGGCCAUGGGGAUCACCUCAUAGACCAGGGGUUGGAUGUGGGUAACCUCACCCAACAGCGAGAACUUCGAAAGAAACUGAAAUGUCAAAGUUUUAAGUGGUACUUGGAGAAUGUCUUUCCUGACUUAAAGGCUCCCGUGGUACGAGCUAGUGGUGUGCUUAUUAAUGUGGCCUUGGGAAAAUGCAUUUCCAUUGAAAAUUUCACAGCCGUUCUGGGAGACUGUGAUGCCAGCAACAAGAAUCAACAAUUUAAUUACACCUGGUUACGACUUAUUAAGCAUGGAGAAUGGUGCCUAGCCCCCAUCCCUGACAAAGGAUCCCCAAGGCUGCACCCUUGUGAAAAUGGAAACAAAGAGCUCUGGUGGCUGCAUAAAUCACCAUCCUUCCUCCAUCCAGAACUGAUGAGUCACAUUGUUUUUGAAAACUCUCGUCAGUUGCUAUGCUUGGAAGGAAAUUUUUCUCAGAAGACUUUGAAAGUAUCUACUUGUGACCAAAUGAAAUCAAAUCAAAAGUGGAAAUUUGAAAAAUACUAUGAGGACUAA